Molecule: messenger RNA, 896 nt
Organism: Anastrepha ludens (Mexican fruit fly)
Lineage: Eukaryota; Metazoa; Arthropoda; Insecta; Diptera; Tephritidae
Product: kelch domain-containing protein 10 homolog
Exons: 2
Biological process (GO): positive regulation of stress-activated MAPK cascade
Molecular function (GO): protein binding
Source: RefSeq, a predicted model, not a curated record
CGCACCGGCUAUCCAUUUGGUGAAUCUUGCUCAAACGACUGUUAUAUAUAUCAAACAACAGGUAAAAAACCGAGUGUUAAGCGAAUAGAGGCUACUGGUGAUGCGCCAAUUCCGCAAUAUGGGCCGGGAAUAGUUUUACACGAACAUUAUUUAUAUACGGUUGGGGGAUCAACUGGCUAUGAUUACUCUUGUGAUAUGCAUCGCUUAAAUUUGCGCACACGAGUGUGGGAAUGCGUAUAUAUCUGUCGUCCAGAUAUACGCGAAGAUCCAGAGGGUCGUUAUCGUCAUGAAGUUGUCUACGAUGGGCAAUACAUAUAUGUGCUGGGUGGUGGUACAUCGAAUUUAGUGUAUGAUUUACAACGCAUCCCUGCAUUUAAUUUAAUUACAAACCGAUGGGAAUAUUUCGUCACAUUACCCGAUCGAACAUCACAAACAAAUCUAACAAUCGAGCGACAAAAUUCCGGAUAUCCAAACCCACGAAAGUGCUUUUCCUGCGUACAGCACACGAAAUCGAAUGGUGAGGUCGAAGCAUUCAUUACGGGAGGCUUGCAGGCCGAUCAAGUAUAUUUUUCAGAUAUAUGGAGAUUAAAUUUUACUACUAAGCAAUGGACAAAAGCUUUGUACUUCCAUGCCGCAGCGCACAGUCAAAAUGGUUGUAUGUACAUAUUCGGUGGUAUUGAAUAUGAUGAAAAACGUAUACGACGGUGCAAUGACCUUUAUAAAAUGUGGAUGACCAUACCAUUAUUAAGUGAAAUUUGCUGGGAGGCAGUGUUACAUUACAGACCAAAUCUCAAAUUGAAUGGCCACUCACAGCUGCUUAAAAUGGGCAUACCGUUGCGCUUUGCACAGAGAUUGUGGCAUUCUUCAAAAGCCAAAUGAUUAUACAAUAAAUGAAG